UUUCACGAGAGUUUGUCUUGUGUCAGCCAUACUUGCGGUUCGUUGCAGAAGGGCACGAAGAGGCCGAACAAGGGUUCCAGGUGUACCAAGGACUUGGCUCUUCAUCCUUGAAACAUGCUCUCCAGGCUCGUUUUAGUUUCAGCUAGUGCCCUAAAAAGCAGUGGCCCCCUUGGAGCUGGGCUUGUCCAGGCUUCCCGCUCCCUGCAAACAUCAUCCCAGAGUCUGGCCCCACUGCCUCCUCUGCCUGAGAAGGGAGGAAAGGUUCGCCAUGGCAUCUUUCCAGAGGAGCUCUUCCAGCUCCUGUACCCUAAAACUGGAGUUACAGGACCCUACAUGUUGGGCACUGGCCUUAUCGUCUACAUGCUCUCUAAGGAAAUCUAUGUCAUCAAUCAUGAGACCUUCGCUGCUGCCUCAAUACUUGCUGUCAUGGUCUAUGGGGUCAAGAAAUUUGGUCCAAAGGUUGCAGCUUUUGCUGACAAAAUUAAUGAGGACAAAGAGGCCAAGGCUCAGGAAGUGAAGGAUGCCGCUAUUGAAAGCCUGACUCAAGCUAUUGAGGAUGAGAAGAAAGAACAGUGGAGAGCAGAGGGGAGAUAUAUGCUGUUUGAUGCCAAGAGGAACAAUGUUGCCAUGCAGUUGGAGAUCAACUACAGGGAGAGGCUACACAUGGUCACCCAUGAGGUGAAGAGGCGCUUGGACUACCAGAUAGCUCUGCAGAACCUUCAGCGCCGGUUGGAGCAGGAGCACAUGGUUAACUGGGUGGAGAAGAGUGUUAUCAGCAGCAUCACUCCUCAGCAGGAGAAAGAGAGCAUCGCUAAGUGCAUCACAGAUCUGAAGGCUCUGGCUAAAGUCACUCAAGCAAAAGCUGCACUCUAAUCCCCAACUCGCUGUCCCAAGAUGAGGCGCUCACUUGACUUCAGAGUAUAAACAAUUCUAAAGAUGGUCUCUGUCAAUAUAAAGGGUUUGUACAGUAUUUACACGUCAGCUGAUGGUAAAAUAAAUGGUUCUCUUACUCAA
Betta splendens (Siamese fighting fish) is the source of this 1014-nucleotide messenger RNA. It is a transcript of the gene atp5pb, whose product is annotated as ATP synthase peripheral stalk-membrane subunit b. Gene Ontology annotation, biological process: proton motive force-driven ATP synthesis. The transcript has 7 exons. Gene Ontology annotation, molecular function: proton transmembrane transporter activity. The record is from RefSeq and is a predicted model, not a curated record. NCBI's taxonomy places the organism in Eukaryota, Metazoa, Chordata, Actinopteri, Anabantiformes, Osphronemidae. Bases 115 to 873 code for a protein of 252 amino acids.